Molecule: messenger RNA, 2250 nt
Organism: Glarea lozoyensis ATCC 20868
Lineage: Eukaryota; Fungi; Ascomycota; Leotiomycetes; Helotiales; Helotiaceae
Exons: 2
Coding region: 1-2250 (749 amino acids)
Biological process (GO): transmembrane transport
Cellular component (GO): plasma membrane
Molecular function (GO): transmembrane transporter activity
Source: RefSeq, a predicted model, not a curated record
AUGUUCUCAGAAUAUGCUUCGCGGUUCCUAGCCCAGUCCCAGUCCCGCAUCUCGAACUUCGUCCAACCCGACAACACCGAGACGCCCCCUCGAAACCCGAACGACCGCUAUCGACGCUCAAAUAAUCCGUUAUUACAAAGCACUGCACGAGGGUAUCCUCAACGGCUGGGAAACCCAUACCAAUCCGCGGCGAACUUCAACUUCGCAUCACGGUACAGCACUGCUCCAGCAGACGCGCCGCUAUUUCACAGUGCCCGAGAUGAUUUCCGAGAAGAGGAUGAUGAGGAGGAAAGGGAGAGGGAGACAUCAGACUUCUUUGCGCUGCAGCGGUCGAGGAGGGUAUUUGCCCCUACAAGAUUAGAGGAAAGCGAGGAAACAGAGCACGCAGGGAGCCAAGCUUCCCUGGAUACAAGUAGAGAGGACGAUGGAAGAUUGGCAGAUGACCGGGGCCGUGGACGAGGGAUUAGGUCAAGUUGGAACGGCGGUGGUCAAAGCACGAGAGGGCGCGGUAAAGCUCCAGAAACCGUCAGCGAGGAAGCGGAGGACUUGGGAAGAGGUCGAAGUGAAGCGAGCAGUAAAGGCAAAGAUAGAAUGGAGGAUAUUGGACUGGAGUCAACCAUCGAGGACAGCGAACCACCAGAUGACUUGAUGAACGAAGCUUUACUCGACGAGAGCCCUCCGCCAUUCCAGAAAUUUAGGUCAACACCCAAGACAGGACCGAUCAGAUUACCGUCAGAGUCCCGAGAUAGAGAUUUAGAAGCAAAUACAGGCAGGCAUUUCCCUCGACCGCCUAGCUCCGUGGAAACGGUACCGGCAACGAUAGUGGCUACACUGGGAGAAUCACCGACGCAUGAUAUGUUCUGGGGCUCCUUGUUCCUUAUCUGUCUAGGAUCGCUCUUCGCUACCUUCUUCCUAGUGUUUCUACACACAUCGCCUGGCAAAAAUCUAGGCGACACUAUAUACACCACCUUGCACUCCUCCUUUCACUUAUUUGCCGUAGAUACGGUCGUAUCAGUUAUCGUCUCCUUGGUCUGGCUCGCCUUGUUGAGGUCCUUCGUGAGGCCGCUGGUACACCUAAUAGUACUCGCAGUACCUGUGAUUUUGAUAUCAUUUUCACUGUAUCCUAUGGUAUCAAGUUAUAAGGGUGCAGCAGGGGGAGCCAGUCUACAGGAUAAAGCCAUGCGAUGGCUAUCUUUUAUACCUGCCAUUUUCGCUGUGAUAUGGCUGUUCACCAUAUACAAGGGAAGGCAUGCUUUGACCAAGGCUAUUGGUAUAUUGGAAUUUGCCUCACGAAUUUUGGCGGCGCAACCAGCCCUUCUUGGUUUGGGAUUUGUCACUCUAGCUGCGAUCGUUGCAUGGACUUGGAUGUGGUUGGGCAUGUUUACCAGAGUCUUCCUUGGUGGCCACCAAAACAAAUCGUUGACGGGCUUUGUUAUCGAUGCUACGACUUGGUGGUUAGGAGUAUACUUUGUUUUGAUGUACAUUUGGACAUUGUCCGUUAUCAAUGGCAUACAGCGAGCAACCACAGCAGCAACAGUUUCUCAGUGGUAUUUCCAUCGAAAUGCUACACCGACAAUAGCUUCAAGGGACGUAGUCACGUCUGCUCUUCAACAUUCAGCAACAACACUGUUCGGCACAAUCUGUCUCUCAACCUUCGUCGCUCUCAUAAUCCGACUUCCUCUCCUCAUCCUACCCACCAGACUAGUCGGUCUCGCCUCAAUCUUCGCCUACAACCUCUUCCCAACCCCAAUGGUAGCACUCACCAAUCCUCUCACCCUAACCUACGCAGCAAUCCACUCACAACCCCUCUCAACCUCCGCCAGAGGUCUAAGCCAAAUGACCUUCCUAACUCCCCAAACACCCACCACAACACUCACACCCCGCUCCUUCAACUCCCGCAACCAGAACACCCCACUCAUCCCCUACAGACUCGCCAAGCUCCUCCUCCAUGCCACCCGCUUCAUCAUGGCUAUGGCCCUCGGUUUCGGGGGGUGGGUUGCGACAGCACGUCAACUCGCGAUUUCCGUCCCGGGCGGCGCUGGCAUCCGAGGAAGCGCGUAUGCUUAUGUUGUAGGUUUGGUGGCUAGUUUUAUUGGUUGGGGAGUAUUAGGUGCCAUGGAAGGCGUGUUAAGCGGAAUCGUGGAUGCGAGCGUGGUUUGCUGGGGCAGUGAGAAGGGGAUGGUCGGAGGCGGUGCUUAUUGUCUCGAGGCUGGCUAUCUCUUUGGGGACGAGAGCAGGGAUAGGUUUUGA